CAGACUCAGUAUAAGUGAGAAGUUGCUGUUCUCGUCACACUGUCACACUCACACUGCGUUCAGGGGUCGAUCCACUUUGCUGAUUCCUCUGAUUCAUCAUGAACCUGUUCGUGAUCGCUGUCCUCCUGUGUCAUCUAAUUAUCUGCAGCCAACAGGCAUCGCCGCUCAGUUCUUGUGUGUGUGAGCUGAAGAACUCACAGAAGCCGUUCCCUUAUGAACAACUGGCCUCAGUGAACAACAGAGUUUCUGACUGUAACAAUAAUGUGACACCACAGGAGAUUCAGGAUCUGGACACUCUGCUGUUGGGUUUGGAGCGCCGUGUGCCUCAGCUUCAGGCCGACCUGUCCAUGCUGGAGAAGGAGGAUGAUGGAGACCUUUAUGGAGUUCUCAGCCUGCACAUCAUAGAGAAUGAACUGAUUGAAAUCAACCAGCUCAUCAACAGGCUCAACAGCACCACCAUGAGACAGCAGAGGCUCAGUGCAACUACCAGUGAAGAGCUUCAAGAUCUUAAAGCAGAGAUGGAGAAGAUGAAAAUCUAUGACACCCUGCAGGUUGUGAAGAGGCAGAAGGAAAACCAGCGUCUGAAGAGAGACCUGGUCAAGUGCAAGAAUGGACUCCACCCCACUGCCCCGCCCACUGAGCCUGCACGAGGUGUCUGUCCACACGGUCCUAUCCUGAACGUAACUGGACCAAGGGACCAUACACCAGGAGAGUAUCCUGGUUCCUACAAGUAUGGAGCUUGGGGCCGUGACCCCAAACCAGAGGCAGGAAAAGAGAACUGGUAUUGGCUAGUAAUGCUGACUUCUGGUAAUAAGUACUCCAACUAUGUCCGUCUCUACUCAACGCUGAGCAAUAUGAUUGUUGGAAUAAGCACCCCAGGUAAUGUCCAAAUCCACGCUUCUAACCCAACCACGAACACCAUCCAAGGGCCGAACGUCGUGCUGUAUGGAAAUCACUUAUACUACAACUGUUACAACGAAGAUUAUGUCUGUAAAUUCAACCUCACCAGCAAGACAGUCUCCAAAGUACAACUGCCCAAAGGCACCAGGUACAACGCAAAGGCAAAUUUCUGUCAUCUUGAUGAAUGUUACCCGUUAACCGACCUGGACUUAGCAACAGAUGAGUCUGGUGUUUGGGUCAUUUACACCACCACCCAGGAUUUUGGCAACCUUGUGGUGUCCAGAUUAGAUGGAGAGGUCUUGACGAUUAACCAAACCUGGCACACCACCCUGUACAAACAGGCGGUAACCAACACCUUCAUGGCCUGCGGCGUUCUCUACGCUACACGAUACAUCAGCAAAGACAUGGAGGAGAUCUUCUACUCAUUUGAUACUGCAACAGGGCGCGAGAGGUUCGACAUUGGAAUAAAGAUCCGCAAGAUGGCUGCCAACAUUUACUCGAUAAACUACAGCCCCGUGGACCAGAUGUUACAUGUCUACAGUGACUCCGUUAUGACAUCCUAUGAGGUCAUAUUUGGAUAAA
Messenger RNA from Thalassophryne amazonica, 1482 nucleotides. Its product is annotated as olfactomedin-4-like. The transcript has 7 exons. Lineage: Eukaryota; Metazoa; Chordata; Actinopteri; Batrachoidiformes; Batrachoididae. The record is from RefSeq and is a predicted model, not a curated record. Gene Ontology annotation, biological process: signal transduction. Bases 99 to 1481 code for a protein of 460 amino acids.